AAAAAUUCCUUAGGGUUUGCCUUUGCACGGCUCAUCACCUCACUUUCCUCGCUCUGAGCCCCCCGUCCCUUGGCAAAUCCCCCCGAAAGCCCCUGGGGUUUCUUGGCUCUUUCCAGCUCAGGGAGGGGAGACGGGAGUCCCCGAGGGUGCCCAGCCUGCCCGUGGGGGUUUCCUCGGCUGCCCAGGGUGGGCCCCAUGCCCCGCAGGUGCUGGCCUGCCCCUCUGUGUUUCCGUGUGUCUGUCCGUCCAUCUCUCGGGCUGGCCUCUGGGUUGGUUCAGACACUGGUGACAGUGAUGGUGGCACUGGGGCGCUGCCCCUUUGGGUGGCUUUCUUUCCUGCUGGGUCUGUGUGUCUGUCCCUGUCUCCUGUCUUUCUCCCCUGUCCCCUUCCUUCUCUGGCCCUCUCUCUCUUUCUCCAUGUCAUCUCCCCCCUCCCUGGGGGUUCCCCCUCCAGCCGGAGCCGGAAGGAAGGCAGGGGACAGGCCGUGCUGGGAAAGGCCACCGGGUCCCCGCCGCUUCCUUUUUCUCAGCCCCUUUCCCCUUCCCCUGAGCUGUGGGCUCCACCGUGACUCAGCCCCAGGGGAGGGGAGGGGAGGGAGGCCGGACCCUGCCCCGGGGCUCAGCUCCCCUCUCCAGGCAGAUCCCAGCUCCCCUCCCUGGAGCAGCAUGAUCCCGAGACUGCUCCUGGCCCUCGCCCUCUGGGUGGGCUGCACGCCCUGCGGUGGAAGGGAAGCUGCCCCCACGCCCCCCAGGGUGCGGUGCCAGGCCCCCAGGUACCCGGUCGCCGUGGACUGCUCCUGGACCCUGCCGCCAGCCCCGAAUUCCACCGGGAACACGUCCUUCGUGGCCACCUACAGGUCAGAGAGCCUGGGCAGGGAGAGGGAAGGGCCUCGGGACGUCCUGGGCACUUGGUGGGAAUUCCAGUACUCGGGGGCCACUGCCCCCAGCCUCGGGAGACAUGGAGACUCGGGGUGUGGGGUCAGGAACCCGAGAUCCUCAGAAUUCUCCAGGAGUGCGGUGCAACGGAAACGGUUCCUAAAAUUACACAUUCCGAGUCACAUAUGACAUUGUAACAUUUUCUAGUAGCCACGUUAAAAAAGUAAAACAAAGGGGGGGGAAUUAAUUUACUUAUUUUAUCUAAAUAAGAUCUAAAUAUUCCAGAUAUGUAUCAUUUGAUAGGAUUUCAUUUCGUGUUUAUGAUUAUUUAUCUAUGUAGCCAAUAUUAUAGUCUAUAUUAAUAUUAUUUAAUGGGGAUAUCUAACAGAUUAUCAUUUCAACGUGUAAUCAAUAUCGUAAAAUUAGACAUAUUUAAUUUUUAAAUUACUGAUGAAAUAAUAUGGGUAUUUGAAAGUCCUUGUGUUUUUUACACAUACAGCACAUUUUAACUCAGUUGCUAAAUUUUCAUUGGAAAUACUUGAGCUGUAAUUAGACCUUGUAAAAUUUGCAGUUGAAGUAGAGUUGCACAUCCAAGUGUUCUGAAAAACUUUUCCAAGUUUUCCAGUGGCUAAAUCAAGUAUCAUCUGUUAAAAUUUAAAUUAGAUCAAACUGUAUUAAAUUAAGAAGUCGCACUCAGUGGUACUAGCCACAUGCCAAGUGCUCAGUAGCCGCAUAUGUCCAGUGGCUCCCACGAUGGCCAACACAGAACCUCGCAGAAAGUUCUAUUGGGCGGCACCGACAUUCUAAGUUCUAAAAUCUUGGGGUCCCAGGAAUCCAGAGAAUCCAGUUCCAGAGCACACGAAUCUGUAGACCUCUGGAAUGUUGGGAUUCUGAAGAUGGAAUGUUGUCAUUCCAGAAACUUCUAAACUCUGAAAACCCGAGUGUUCACCCCAUGGCUCGUGACCCCUGACCCUCGGUCACUGAGGCCUCUGGGCUGUUGGGGGUGAGCAGUGCCCCCAGGGUCACGUAGCCAGCUCCUGGCAGAGCCAAGCGCAGGCCCCAGCCCCUCGGCUCCCCGUCCGCUGUCCCCCCCACUGUGCCCCCAAACCCUCACCGCAUCCCACCCUGU
This is a messenger RNA of Choloepus didactylus (southern two-toed sloth), 2005 nucleotides long. RefSeq names its product Epstein-Barr virus induced 3 (gene EBI3). Gene Ontology annotation, cellular component: membrane; external side of plasma membrane. The record is from RefSeq and is a predicted model, not a curated record. The transcript has 2 exons. Gene Ontology annotation, molecular function: protein binding; cytokine receptor activity. Gene Ontology annotation, biological process: cytokine-mediated signaling pathway. The coding region runs from base 196 to 1065 and encodes 289 amino acids. NCBI's taxonomy places the organism in Eukaryota, Metazoa, Chordata, Mammalia, Pilosa, Megalonychidae.